Molecule: messenger RNA, 3672 nt
Organism: Scatophagus argus
Lineage: Eukaryota; Metazoa; Chordata; Actinopteri; Scatophagidae
Product: vasoactive intestinal polypeptide receptor-like
Exons: 14
Coding region: 349-1656 (435 amino acids)
Biological process (GO): cell surface receptor signaling pathway; adenylate cyclase-modulating G protein-coupled receptor signaling pathway
Cellular component (GO): plasma membrane
Molecular function (GO): vasoactive intestinal polypeptide receptor activity; G protein-coupled peptide receptor activity; peptide hormone binding
Source: RefSeq, a predicted model, not a curated record
UUGGUUACUUGUUGGUUGUUCAAGGUGAAGCCCGAGUGGGAGGAAGAAGAGGAGGAGGAGGUGGUGGUGGUGGUUUCGAAGCCGAGUAAUUCACUUCGGUCAGAGCGUAAGAACGCACAGAGUCAGCAAGUGGACCCAUACAAACCUGCUGCGGAUUAUCGCUGCGUUUUCAAUCUCUUUACUUCAUUUUUGCUACUUUUUUGGCGAAUCGGUUACUGUGAAGGAUAUGUCUGCACAAGUUUCAAAAAACCUUCUCAUCCUUCUCUCCUGCAUGUUGCUGGAACCCCUUACUCUCUGGCCUCCAACGUCCUUAUCCACGACUGUCUCCUGUGGAGAAGCACGUAGGCUAUGAUUCACACUGGAAUUCAGUUGGAGGUGUUUUCAGUGCAGAAUCAGAUGUGUGACAUGAUAAAGGAAAUAGACAAGGAGCAGAAGAUAUGCGAGUCUCAAAUUGAAAACAAAACAACAGGUUGCAGUGGGAUGUGGGACAAGAUCACCUGCUGGCGCAGCGCAGAUGUUGGAGAGGUGGUCACAAUCCCUUGCCCCAAAUUUCUCUUCUACUUCUCCAGGGACAUUCCUACACGUAACCUGUCAAAGACCUGCACUGAGAAUGGCUGGACUCCAAUCAGCAUAGACUCCUACAUAAUGGACUGUGGAUACAAUCCCAACAACACCAUGGAUGAUAAUACGGGGGAGUUCUUCGAUGCUAUCAAAGUGGGUUACACCAUUGGUCAUAGUGUGUCACUCAUUUCACUGACGAUUGCCAUCAUCAUACUGUGUCUCUUUCGGAAGCUGCACUGCACAAGAAACUACAUCCACAUGCAUCUGUUUGUGUCUCUCAUACUGAAAGCCGUGGCAGUUUUCAUCAAGGACGUGGUUCUGUAUGACGUCGGGGAGACAGACAAUUGCCAGUCAUCUGUGGGCUGCAAGGCAGUAGUGGUAUUCUUCCAGUAUGGCAUCAUGGCAAGUUACUUCUGGCUGCUGGUGGAGGCCCUCUACCUCCACACUCUGUUAGCCGUUUCCUUCUUCUCUGAGAGAAAAUACUUCUGGUGGUACAUCCUGAUUGGUUGGGGGGCUCCAACCAUCUUUAUCUCAGCAUGGGUGAUUACAAAGGCUUAUAUAAAUGAUACUGGGUGUUGGGAGAUAAUCGAUGAUCGUCCAUGGUGGAUCAUCGAAGCACCCAUUUUAGUCACCAUACUUGUGAACUUUUUCCUCUUCAUCUGUAUAAUCCGGAUUUUACGACAGAAGAUGAAUUGCCCUGACAUCGGAAGAAAGGAAUCCAAUCAGUACUCGCGACUGGCUAAAUCCACACUGUUAUUGAUACCUCUCUUUGGCAUAAAUUACAUGAUUUUUGCCUUCGUCCCUGACCACAUCCACCCACAAGUGAGGAUGGUGUUCGAUCUUAUUCUGGGGUCAUUUCAGGGUUUUGUUGUUACAGUUUUGUACUGCUUUCUGAACGGAGAGGUACAGGCAGAGAUUAAGCGUAAGUGGCGCAGAUGGAUGCUGCAGAGGUUCCUGGGUGCUGACACAAAGUACCAGCAGCCCUCAAUAGGCAGCAAUGGCAACAACUUCAGCACCCAGAUCACCAUGUUCACCAAAUGCAGCCCUACAACACGGCGAGCAUCUGAGUGCCAAGAGCACCUCUCAGCCAUCUGAAAGUGCUCUGAAGUGAAUGAUGCUCUUUGUUUUUAUCAUUAUAUACUGAAUGCUUGGCUCACAUGCACUGUUGCAAUGCAAGUGAUGCAAGUUAUUGAAGGUCAGUUUGACAUUUUAGCACUGAUGCUAACAUUUGAAACACUGCAUCUGUUGAGUAAAUGCUUUAAAUCAGUCACAUGAACACAUAAUAUCCAAACACACACAUGCACACAUACACACAGAACAUAAGAACAGAACUUUCUUUUACUGGAGGUCGACCACACUGACUGAUCUGAUAUUUACAUAAAGGCCAUUGUCAGACUGAUAUAUAGGCAAACAACCUACUACAGUGUAAAGCUUUGUUGAGAUCACAUUAGUCAACCUGAACUGGCAACUGACAACAUCUUUUGCAAGUAACGCCGUACAGAAUACUGCAGGGAGGCAAACGCUCUUCAUUACCCCUAUGUGAAUUAAAGGGAAACUGAGCCUUUGGCAAGGGUUUUCCAUUUUAUGUUCAUCAGUAGAUGGAUACAGACAGAAACUAGCUGUGUCUCAUAAGAAGGACGAUGUUUAUUAAUGUCUGUGUUACGCAAGAGGACUUCAAGCACUUAACCUAAUGGCACAUGUUGCUUAGGGGACCAAUGGUAACAACAUCUAUGAGAUUGUCAAGCUGUAUGAACAGUAGUCAUUGAGGAGGUAUCUAUAGUGUAACCAACAUACUGGACAUUCCUAUCCUGUCUGUGACAGUUUUAUAAGGGGCAUAUGCUCUGCUGAAUUACCGCUGGAUAACAUUUCAGAGGAGAUACUAAAGCUCCCGCUUGUGAAAUCUGAGAUUACACAGGCUUUUAGUUUUGUCUGAGUGCAUAGUCACAGAGCGGAUAGUCAUUUUUACGAUUUCUGUGACUAAUGGACCACGUAUAUUGAAUUAUUAGUCCACGAUACACAAUAUUGUAAGUAAAUAUAUGGCAACAGUGAUUAAGUAACAUUAACUACAUGGACAGUUAAUUUCAUUGCAUUGAUACUAUGUUUCUGUCCUGUCCUAUAUUUAAAGAUGAAAUAAAUAUACUAUUGUAUCAUACUUUUUUUCUAGUCAUGCUAGUGGCAUUGCUGUGUGGACUGAAAUUCAUUUUCCAAACCUGGAUAAAUCCUAACUGUGGUUAUUAUUGUGAUUAAGUGUUCAUUUAGCACUAUAUUGGACAAAUAAGAUUUGUCCAGCACUUUGAAUUAUGACUAAAUAACUGCAAAACUAAUUAAAUUGUCAUGAGCCUCAGCUGCGCUUUGUGUUUAGUGCUAAUAAUGAAUGCUAACAUGCUAAGCUAAGAAGGUGAACACUUUCUAAACAUAAGCAUGUUAGCACUGUCAUUGUGACUUUCUCACACAGAUGAUAGUUGGGCUCUGGAUUCUUUACCUUUUUGAUGUAAUAGGAUUUUUUAAGCUAAAUGUCAGCAUGGUGUGAUGGUUGUUACUCUGUUAUUGUUUUCAGACAUAUAUUUGAAUCCACCGCCUGGUCAAAAAAUGCUCUGCCACACAACAUUAUGUACAGACUAUGACAUUGUCACAUCUUUAUGGAGUCAUGUUGGAGAUUGAUGUUUACUUUAGUUCUCCUUCUUGUUGUACUAGUAUGUGUAAACCUUAAUCUGAACUGAAACAAACUGAAAGUACCUCAAAUUAAUUGUCACACACAGCUGUUGUAUAUAACAAAAUGGUUUAUGAUGUUGUUUAUAGUGAUGACUUAUAGUGCUCAGGUGUCAACUGGAAAUCAAUGUUUACAUUCAAAAUAGUACAUGCCUCACUUAUUUGUUGCCAUUUAAAGCUUGUGUAAAUAUUGUGUACUGUACAGUAUGUGGAUUAAAGAUGUUAUUGAACAAAAUGUCAGAUGAAGAUGAAUAAAACCAUUUGCACUGUGCACAGGCCUUCUGUGUCAGUCAAGUGAGACUUAACUUUAAGCAAUACGAUCAACCCUUAUCUUUAUUUCUGCUUUAAAUAAAGCUAUCAGGUAAUAAAGGAAAUUUUAAAAAAACAAAAACAAACAAACAA